AUCUCCCCAUUUCUUCAUUUUUUGACCCUGAAAUGGCUAAUUAUUACCGUUAUUUGUUUUUCUGCGUAUCUUCGUCCAACUCUUUUUCUUUUGUUGUCGUUUUUAUUAAUCUUGAGAUUGCGAUUUUCAAAAGGGAAAGAAACCGUAUAUUUUUAUUUUUAUUUUUAUUCUUCAUGCCAAGUACCAUACUUUGUUAUUAGUUGAUCGAGAAUUUUUCAUUUUGUCAAGUUUAAGGUUCAUUUCUUGUACUAAUGCUACUUAACCCAACUUGUUCGACUUUCUUAACAAACAGCAUUGCAGAUGAUGACCCUUUUGGAGUUUGAAAUCGUGCUGUGAGUGUAUCCACAAAAAUGAAAUCAAGAUAAGGUUGCUGAUGGUUUUUAUAGUAGAGAUUGUUUCAUGAGACAUCUUCUUGCAAUCUUGAGAUCUUUGAAAAAUAGCUAAAGCUGUUAACUAGAUGACUCCUACUUAUGAAAAUUUAUCCUAAAGCUAGUAAACGUACUACAUGGAAAUGAUUUGUGGGCACUGUAUUUGCUAAUCUUUCUGAUUCAGUUUUCGUUGUAUCAGUACAAAAAUCAUAUUGAACACGUAUUUCUGACGAAAAAGGCCAUUUACUGCAAGAAUGUUCUUGUUCACACCCUAUUAUCACUUAUUACUCGCUUAAUCACAAAAGCGUUUGCUGACACGUCCAUUUAUAUUUUCAAUUUCUAUACCUGAAAACAGAAUGUGGAGUAUCAUGGAGGUUUGAAUAAGUGCAAACAAUAUCAUGGAGGCCUACCUCUUCUUGGCUCCCCUUUUGAUUGACUAUGGGUACGAUGGAGCAAGCAAAGAAGUACACUUCGAUGUUGUACCCAGGUUUCUACAUCCGCUAUCAGUGGCAGCCAGCAAAACCACUAUAGUAUGAUUGGUGUGCCUAACAAUGCGUCUUUUGCUGAUCUAAAAAAGUCCUAUCGUCUUCUCGUUCUCAAGUAUCAUCCAGAUGUUAGCAAGGAUUCAGGAGCUGAUGAGGUUUUCAAGAAAAUACGUCUCGCAUAUGAAGUAUUGUCUAAUGAAUCAACUAGAAAUCAGUAUGAUUGUGCCCUUCAACAUCAAUAUGAUAAUAACAGUCUAUUGGGCGGAGAUUGGGACUACAACUUUGAGUACAGCAAUGGUGUAAGGACCUACAGGUGGGCUGAUAGCAAACGAAAUUGGCGGAGGCAGAGAUACUGGGAACAGUAUUAUCCUAGGGAAAACUUCUCUUUUUAUUAUGAAAUGUCGAUGAGUUGGAAGAAGAAAUCCCUGAUGAAGAAGAAAGAGGUCCUUUCGUAGAAGUGCUCAGAUCUGCCUUUGUCUCUUUAUUCCUAUAAUGUACACAGCAGGCAUGCAUUUUUCUUUGACGUUUAGUAGUCUCAUGGCCCUGUUUGACAGAAAGUUAGAUGCUGGAUACAAGAUUGGUACUUGCAUGGAUACUGGGAGGCAGAGGUGGCAUUUUACUUUUUGCCUUUCAUUUGCAGGUUGGCUUUGUGGAAAACCAGUAGUAGCCUGCUAGCACUGGUGGUUGUGGCCAUGUGGCUCGGCUGCAAUGUUGCUAGGUAUGCUCCACUCCCACAAGAUGCUAUUCUUACUCUGUUAUACAUGUCAAUCGAAUUACAAGCUGAUUUGAGUUAGAAGGUUUUGCAACAAAGUUACUGUUGUGUGAAUAUGUUAGUCCAGUUGUAUAUGUAUUAGUCCUUCCUGUUUCUUACAGUGGAGUUGUCUGAUAGUAGUGGAUUUCGUAGAACUCAUAUAAGGAGAACAUUGUUGGUUCAUAAUGUAAAUGCAUACCCAAUAUUACCUUAAGUUUAACUAGCUGUUCAUCACAUCUUUUUGAGCAAAACCACUGAAGGUGAGUACUUUACUACUUUCACUGUGCCAGGAAUGCAUUUUCAAUUUACAAUUACUGCUAAUAUGGCAGGAAGGUUGGCAAUAUAGAUUUCAGCAAAAUGUGUAAAUUUUUAAGCAUUUGACAAGUUAGACACUACCAUGUUUUAGGUUUCCAUAGCUCUCUAAAUGCGAUUCUUGACUUUUUGAGGUGGCAUGUUACAUUUCUUUCAGUCCCUCUAUUGAUUUUUGAUACAUUAGGAAAAAUUUACAUGUUUCUUGAGAAGUCCCGAAAAGUGAAAGGAAGGAACGAAUAGAUACAUUAUAUUGAUGAGUCAAUUAAUUACACAACUCUACAAAAAUAAUGACUUGUACAUUGGGUUGGCAUAAUUGUUUACAUUUCUUGUCUUAGCCACUUCUAAACCUCCUUGUACAAAAACUGAGAUUUGGUCGGUGAAAUGGACAAUUUCAGAAUCUUUUGUGCUUUUCCAGAAUGUUUCCUAAUAACUCUUUGACUUGUCAACGUUCUGCAAUGACUUGAGAUUCCUCCACAAGUAUUUCCCACUUGCCAUGUCCACAAAAACCCAGAAUCCAUUUUGAAUCAUCUUAGGGAAGUUACAUGGAAAUCUCACCUCAAUGGAAUCGAAUUCUUGUUUCUCUUUC
Nicotiana tabacum (common tobacco) is the source of this 2502-nucleotide messenger RNA. NCBI's taxonomy places the organism in Eukaryota, Viridiplantae, Streptophyta, Magnoliopsida, Solanales, Solanaceae. The record is from RefSeq and is a predicted model, not a curated record.